AGGUAAUAAAAUUGAAUUAACGGAUUAAAAGUAUUAAUACAGUGCCAAUCCACAAUGUUCUAUCAACAUCAAGAGAAAACAGUCGAAAACCGAGGAAAUCGACUUCUAGCAUCCAGGAUCUUCUAAUAAAACCAACGAUUUGUGAUUAAGGAAGUCUGGAUUACAAUAUCGGCGCCGGUAUCACUCAGAAAAAUCGAUUUUUUCGCGGAAAUCUUCACACAGUGAACAGCGGAACGAGAAUGUGCACGGAUGACGCUACAAAAAAGACGAAAAAAUGUCACAAUAGCUCGGCGUUUUACAUUGUAAGGGAAAAGGAAGCUCUCCCUAGUGUCCCUAUCAAAAGAAGAAAAUCUUCUGAAGAAAAUGGAAAUAUUCAGAUGAAAACUUGCUCGAAAAAAGCACAAUUUAAUGAGUGAUGGGCUUAUGAGAUGCUCGAGCACUACGAUUGCAUUAUCCUUGGAAGGCGCAGUCUGGAGGAGUUUUCAAACAAAUUUGAACAGAGAUCGGAGCUGCUCAACAACAGAAGAAAUCAAUCGAGAAAUGGAUUUGGAGCAUAUGAAGAAGACGAAAAAUAAAUAA
Molecule: messenger RNA, 579 nt
Organism: Caenorhabditis elegans
Lineage: Eukaryota; Metazoa; Nematoda; Chromadorea; Rhabditida; Rhabditidae
Source: the annotation of a RefSeq genome assembly